Messenger RNA from Colletotrichum phormii, 919 nucleotides. RefSeq lists its product as uncharacterized. Bases 280 to 777 code for a protein of 165 amino acids. Lineage: Eukaryota; Fungi; Ascomycota; Sordariomycetes; Glomerellales; Glomerellaceae. The record is from RefSeq and is a predicted model, not a curated record. The transcript has a single exon.
GUCAAGAAGAACUCGGGGAAACUAGUUAGUAGGGCAGAAGCUACAUGCACAUGUGUGAAAGCAGUAUCCUCUGGUUCGUAAGUACGUCGGUAAGCAACAUUUCGACAGACAUUGCCAGGACCACAACGUACAUACCGGCAACGCAACAAUCCAAUGGAGGCCAGGGUCGUCGAUUGGACCCCCAGAUAGCGCACCAGCUCGUGGGCUGCUUAGGUGCAUAGCAGUCCCUCUCGCACCCUCCUUGUUCCUGGUCCCUGGUGUGGUGUUCUGGGUAGCGUGAUGGGGAAGCCAAGAGCGAAAGAAGAAUCGCCGCCGCCGCCAUUCUGGGCCUGGUCGAAGAGCUUGAACCGGGUGGAGGGGGUGGUGAUGGUGCGGGCAGGGAUGGGAAUGGAGACCGCUGCUGUCUCUUUUGCAUCUGCCAAGGACCCGCUUCGAACGGGCUGCGAUGUUGCAAGGGGCCCCAGCAAGACGGAGCCAGAUUCGAACGGGUUGACGGGGCAGGACGGGAGACGGUGCGCAAAGACGGAGGUGAGGAGUCGAGUAAGCCGACGCGGUGCCGUUAAGCUUUGGCUCUGCCGCCGUUGCAUGAUACUGAGCCUUCUCGACCACGACGCCGUGUGUAGGCCAGUUGAGAUAACUCUGCGUGUUCAGGUUCUCAUUCUGACGAGUCGAAAAUUCAGACGACAGGUUUACGAAAGCAUCGCCGCAGCCAGAUCUAGCCUCUUCGUCUGGUCUGCUAGAUUCUUCAUGAUCCUAGCUUCAACGAGAAGAAAUUAGAAAUUUGGGAAAGGCAAACAUUCGUGGUCUCGCCUCUUCGGUCUCCUCUUCGGUGUAGACGACGCCAAAGUUAUCUUAGACUCGCUUCUUCGGUGCCAAAGAAUCAUGCUCGCUGCGAGUCAACGGCAACGCUGCAUGACCA